AAAAAAGGAAACGAAACAAGUCGUAACGAAAACAUUAUCAAAGCAAUAAAGACUUUCUUUACAAACGAAAAUGGGCCUUUCCGUCUAGGGAUAUUCGCUUUGUUAUGUUGAUUGUUAUUUCCACUUGUGACGCUUGUCACUUGUCACAUUUCAAAUUUGAAACAAAAACGGUUUUUCAUUCAUCUUAAAUGUUAUUAAAAAAUACAGAAAUGGAAUUUGAGACGGUGAAAGCUAGUGAUGUAGUGAACAUAUUUAACGCAAUUCAGCAAAGUUCAGCGGCCCAUUUACAUUAUGCCACUAUACUGAAAAAUGCCCUCAAUAAUGAGGAUGGCAAUGAACUUUUCAGUACCUUUUGCAAGUGUCUACAUAAGACAUUUUUUGUCACUUGUAAGGAAGAUAUUUACAAUGGAAGAAUUUUCAAAUUUGUGCUCGUGCUAGUCACGACAUUUAAACCAAAAAAUGACGAUGUAAUUCACCCAAUCUUAAGAAAGAUUAUUCAGCAUCUCAUAUCUCUCUCAUACUUAGACAAUGAGCCGCUCCGUUAUUGGUCUUGCAAAUUAAUUAAUGGGAUCAUGAAAAAUGUAGAGGAAAUCGAUGACGACCUGUUUGAAGAAUUUAAAAACGCAAUGAUGGAACGACUGAUGGAUCCAAAAGCGGCUAUAAGAGGUCAAGCUAUAACUGCAUUGCAUCGUCUACAGGACCCUUCAGACAAAAAUGAUCCCAUAACUCGUGAAUUGUGCACUCUCAUUAAUUCUGAUUCGUGUGCAAAAUUGCGUCAGGUGUGUGUAGAAAAAGUAGCUAUAAAUAAACACGUUCUCUCCCUGGUCUUGGAAAGAAUGAGAGACAUUCAUUUAGAUGUUAGACUAGCAGCUUUUGAAAAAAUACGUCCACUAAUCAAAUAUUUGAAUUUGUCUCAAAGGCGUUAUAUAUUACAAUGUGGAUUUACUGAUUCAUCACAAAAAGUCCAAGAUUUUACGUCAAAUGUUUUGGUAAAAAGUUGGUUGGAAGAUUACACUAAUGAUUAUGUGAGGCUAAUUAAAGCAAUUCGAUUGGAUGCUAGUGUAGACGAUAUUAAAAAAACUACUUUCUUUGCUGAGAAAAUGCUACAGGCAUUGUUUAAGUACACUCCAAUCGAUGAAAUAAUCUCUUGUGUUAAUUUAAAUGAAGAAAAAUUAGUAGAAUAUGAAAAACUCAACUGGGAUACUAUCUUGUAUUAUAGGAUUGUUGUGCAAUUCUUGCAACAAUCUCCCGAAUUUGAAGAUACUUUAAACACCAUUUUGCCCGAUUUAGUUUUGUUUUGUAAAUACAUCAAAGGGUAUAUUGAAUUUAUCAAAACUAAAGAGAAUUUCGAUGAAUUGGAAUACCAUUUCAUUCUAAAACAAUUUUUUAUUAUUACUGAAACAUACGAUGUUAGUGAUAGUGCAAGUCGCCAAUGUUUAAAUUCCCUAAUUCAUGACAUACUGAAAAAAGAGGCUUUACCAACAAGUGUGGAAGAAAUUAUAAUACGCAAUUUGGAAAAGACUAUUCCGAGUACAAAUAGUCGAUUGGUUUUUGUCUGCGAGAUAAUAUCUGAUAUCCUUUACGGUGAGGAAGAAGUAACUUAUGAAGAGUUUGAAAGACAAGAAACGGAGAAAAACCACACGAUAUCUCAACUAAAUUCGGACAUCUCAUCGCUACUAGAACAGGAAAAAUAUUAUGCUUUUGUUGAAAAAAACUACUCUGAGGCUAAACGCAUAAAGGAGGCAAUUUCUGAAAAACAAACUGUCUUGGAGAAUCUCAAAAAGGUGCAAGAGAAACCAGAGAUGGAGAAAAAGACCGAUUUGGCAACAAUGUUGAAAUGUUUAACUAUCACAGAGGCACUUUUGCUUUGCCCUAAGGUGAAUUACACCCCCGUAAUUGCCACUUUGACUAUUGAACACAUAAACCCUGCUAUGCUGUAUGACGAUUCAAGAGUGCAAGCGAAAGCUCUCAAAUGCUACGCCUUGUGUUGUCUUAUCGACAGAAAAUGUGCCAUUCACGGCAUUCAUUUAUUUUCUUCUAUGGUUAUUUCACCCAUCAUAACCAAAAAUUAUGAAAUUCUUAAACUUAGCUUGCAAGCCGUCACCGAUAUUUUGAUCUUGUAUGGAACAAGUUUAGUUGAAGAAAAAGACGAAGAAACGGGUGAAUCGGAACCAGCAAAUAUCUGUUUUGUUGGGGGGACUUCUUUGACGACUCUUAUUCAAGCAGUCAUCAACUACAUGCAAGACGAGGAUCCGGAAAUUGAAGAGACUGCCAGCCAUUGUGUCUCCCUGUUAUUGUUGCGAAACCGUCUCAUUGCAUCUUCAGUUUUAUCAGCACUUAUCAUAAAAUGGGCAAAUCCGGCAACAAGCAAUGAUGGUGUAAAACAAUUCAUUGGCUAUACCUUACAAUCACUUACAACUUUACCAAAUUGUGAAUACUUUGCCGAUGCGGUUUUGAGUACAAUGAAAACUAUAAUCUAUGCUCCUAGAAAAAGUCCUUUAUGUGAGAUUGAUAUAGACAAUAUUAUAAAAUUUAUGGUAACUUUAUGUCAAAUGUGUACUCAGGGGACUGAAAUUCUCGCUGAUUUAGCAUUUAAAAUGUGUAAUCAAAUGCGGGAAAAGCCGAAGAUCAAGAUAAAUCCCUAUUUUACUAAAACACUUUCAAUGAUAGAUUUAUCAAAGAGUCAAAGACUGGACAGUAUUUUGUAUAUAUGUAAAGAAUUACAAGACGUUAUUGAUAAACAAAGUUUAAAAAGUAUUACGAAGUUUAUUACAAACGCAACAAAAAACGUAAAAUUAGUUCCCAUCACUGAAGAAUAAAUAAGUGCAAUGAUUUAUUUUAUUUAAUAUUUGUACAUAUAAUUUUACUAAACACUUUUCCUAAUUUUCAUUGAAUAAAAAAAAGA
Molecule: messenger RNA, 2905 nt
Organism: Tribolium madens (black flour beetle)
Lineage: Eukaryota; Metazoa; Arthropoda; Insecta; Coleoptera; Tenebrionidae
Product: condensin complex subunit 3-like
Exons: 14
Coding region: 189-2819 (876 amino acids)
Biological process (GO): mitotic chromosome condensation
Cellular component (GO): condensed chromosome; cytoplasm; condensin complex
Source: RefSeq, a predicted model, not a curated record